CCGCCGAGGGGCCGGGCCGGCGGCGGGGGAGGACUGCGCGUUAGCCCGCCGCGCUCUGGGCGCCACGACCGAGCGGCCGGACAUCGCGCCCCGCGCGCCCCGCGCCGCAGCAGCCGCCGGCUUUUGUUGUCUCCGCCUCCUCGGCCGCCGCCGCCUCUGGACCUCAAGCCGCGCGCGCCGGGACCUUGGCUCUGCCCUUCGCGGGCGGGGGCUGCGCGGGCCGGCCGGGAUCCGAGAGGCGCGCGCGGGCGGCCAGGGGUGCCGCCGACCCCGCCAUGGAGCUCCCGGCCCGAGGCUGGUGGCUGCUGUGCGCGGCCGCCGCGCUCAUCGCGUGCUCCCGCGGGGACUCUGCCAGCAAAAGCCGGAGCUGCAGCGAAGUCCGCCAGAUCUACGGGGCCAAGGGCUUCAGCCUGAGCGACGUGCCCCAGGCGGAGAUUUCGGGUGAGCACCUGCGGAUCUGCCCCCAAGGGUACACCUGCUGCACCAGUGAGAUGGAGGAGAACCUGGCCAAUCGCAGCCGAGCUGAGCUGGAGACCGCACUCCGCGACAGCAGUCGUGCCCUGCAGGCCAUGCUGGCUACUCAGCUGCGUGGCGUGGAUGACCACUUUCAGCGCUUGCUGAACGACUCGGAGCGCGAGCUGCAGGAUGCCUUCCCCGGUGCCUUCGGGGAGCUGUACACUCAGAACGCCCGGGCCUUCCGGGACCUGUACACCGAGCUGCGCCUGUACUACCGCGGUGCCAACCUGCACCUGGAGGAAACCCUGGCUGAGUUCUGGGCCCGGCUGCUGGAGCGCCUCUUCAGACAACUGCAUCCGCAGCUCUUGCUGCCCGACGACUACCUGGACUGCCUGGGCAAGCAGGCCGAGGCGCUGCGGCCCUUUGGGGACAGCCCACGUGAGCUGCGCCUGCGGGCUACCCGCGCCUUUGUGGCUGCUCGCUCCUUCGUACAAGGCCUGGGCGUGGCCAGCGAUGUGGUACGGAAAGUGGCCCAGGUGCCCCUGGGUCCAGAGUGCUCACGGGCUGUCAUGAAGCUGGUCUACUGUGCUCACUGCCUGGGGGUCCCCGGAGCCCGGCCUUGCCCCGACUAUUGCCAAAACGUGCUGAAGGGCUGCCUUGCCAACCAGGCCGACCUGGAUGCCGAGUGGAGGAACCUUCUGGAUUCCAUGGUGCUCAUCACCGACAAGUUCUGGGGCCCAUCGGGUGCAGAGAGUGUCAUCGGCAGCGUGCACAUGUGGCUUGCAGAGGCCAUCAACGCCCUCCUGGACAACAAAGACACGCUCACAGCCAAGGUCAUCCAGGGCUGUGGGAACCCCAAGGUCAAUCCCCAGGGCACUGGGUCUGAGGAGAAGCGGCGCCGGGGCAAGCUGGCCCUGCAGGAGAAGCCACCCACAGGCACACUGGAGAAGCUGGUCUCUGAGGCCAAGGCACAGCUCCGUGACGUCCAGGACUUCUGGAUCAGCCUCCCAGGGACACUGUGCAGUGAGGGGAUGGCCAUGAGCUCUGCCAGUGAUGACCGCUGCUGGAAUGGGAUGGCCAAGGGCCGGUACCUACCUGAGGUGAUGGGUGAUGGCCUGGCCAACCAGAUCAACAACCCCGAGGUGGAGGUGGACAUCACCAAGCCUGACAUGACCAUCCGGCAGCAGAUUAUGCAGCUGAAGAUCAUGACCAACCGGCUGCGUGGUGCCUAUGGUGGCAGCGAUGUGGACUUCCAGGACGCCAGUGACGAUGGCAGUGGCUCAGGCAGUGGUGAUGGCUGUCCAGAUGACAUCUGCGGCCGGAGGGUCAGCAAGAAGAGCUCCAGCUCUCGGACACCCCUGACCCACGCCCUCCCUGGCCUGUCAGAGCAGGAGGGACAGAAGACCUCAGCUGCCUGCUGCUCCCAGCCCCGCGCCUUCCUUCUGCUCUUCCUCCUUACCCUGGUCCUCACAGUGGCCAGGCCCCGGUGGCGGUAACUGCCCCACGGCCCCAAGGACUAAGGCCAAGGACUGACUUUGCCAACACAAGAAACAGGCGAUAUUUAAUUC
Molecule: messenger RNA, 2024 nt
Organism: Castor canadensis (American beaver)
Lineage: Eukaryota; Metazoa; Chordata; Mammalia; Rodentia; Castoridae
Gene: Gpc1
Product: glypican 1
Biological process (GO): cell migration; negative regulation of fibroblast growth factor receptor signaling pathway; regulation of protein localization to membrane
Cellular component (GO): plasma membrane; extracellular region; cell surface
Molecular function (GO): fibroblast growth factor binding
Source: RefSeq, a predicted model, not a curated record